AUGUUGUGGCCGAUUGUCCUUGGGUUGCUGGUCUGUGUGGUGGUGUGGAGACUUAUGAAACAGGAGCCCAAUGAUCUGGAACAUCUCCCUGGACCUCCGAGAACACCAAUAUUUGGAUCAGUCUUCAUAUUCCUCGGAAAAUCUCAUAAGACGGCUAUGGGUAUAAGAUUGAAUGCUGAUAAAAGUACAGAAAAAAUGAUGUACAAGAAGGCUAUCAUGGAAAUAGGACAGAUUGUGAUGAAGAGGCUUACAACAGUGUGGCUUCAUAGUGACUUGAUCUUUUACAAUAUGCCCAUUGGAAAGAAUUUCGCCAAGUGCUUGGAGAACGUUCAUUCCUUCGCUGAUAACGUGAUAGUGGAGAGGAAGAAAACAUAUGAAAGUGUUGCAAGUGAAGAGGGUGGGAGAAGGAGAUUAGCGUUCUUAGAUUUACUAUUGGAAGCGGAGAGGAAAGGAGAAAUAGAUUUAGAGGGAAUUAGAGAAGAAGUUAAUACGUUUAUGUUUGAGGGUCAUGAUACAACAGCUACAGCUUUAGCAUUCGGCCUGAUGUUGCUAGCAGACAGCGAGGAAGUUCAGGAGCGUCUCUUCGAGGAGUGUCAGCAGGUCGGUCAUGAACCGAGUGUGUCAGAUUUGAACGACAUGAAGUAUUUGGAAGCUGUGAUCAAAGAAAUCUUGAGAUUGUAUCCGAGCGUGCCGUUCAUAGGACGAGAGAUUACCGAAGACUUUAUGUUAGAUGACAUUAAAGUAAAGAAAGGCUGUGAAGUAGUCGUUCAUAUAUAUGAUGUACAUCGAAGACCAGAUCUAUAUCCGGAUCCGGAGGCUUUCAAACCUGAAAGGUUUCUGGAUGAAGAGAAACGACAUCCCUACUCCUAUGUACCUUUCAGUGCUGGACCACGAAAUUGUAUUGGUCAAAGGUUCGCCAAGCUGCAGAUGAAAGUCGUCAUCAGUGAGAUAGUCCGUAACUUUAAGUUGUCACCCCUUGUACCUGGAGCCCGCCCUCAGCUGAAGGUCGACCUAGUACUAAGACCUGCUGAAACUAUCUACGUUAAAUUUCAUCCUCGAUAG
Messenger RNA from Danaus chrysippus (African queen), 1062 nucleotides. The record is from the annotation of a GenBank genome assembly. Lineage: Eukaryota; Metazoa; Arthropoda; Insecta; Lepidoptera; Nymphalidae.